Molecule: messenger RNA, 672 nt
Organism: Ambispora leptoticha
Lineage: Eukaryota; Fungi; Glomeromycota; Glomeromycetes; Archaeosporales; Ambisporaceae
Source: the annotation of a GenBank genome assembly
AUGGAAAAGAAGAUAUCAGAUACGAAUUAUGCUCAUACGGAAGAUGAAAAUGAUAAACCACCUAAUUAUGCAAAAGCAACGAAAGAAUUUUUCUCGGAUAUUGAAAAAGUUACGAUGUACAACAAUAGGCAAUUCGCCAUCAAAAAAUUCCUUGCAACAAUUGAAUCAAGUGAAGACCAAUUAUUGGAGUAUUUAACAAAACAUCAACAGCACCCAGAAAAUCAAGUGAUUCUUGGCGCAUUAUACCUCGAAAUGGGCAAAAGAAUCGAGUGUGUUCAAGAACUAAAAAAAGCAACCGAAUUAAACAAUCCUCAUGCGCAGUAUCUUCUUGGAUAUUGCUAUGGUGAGGGAGUCGGUACAUUGCAAGAUAAAGAAACGGCAGUUUAUUGGUAUCAACAGGCAGUAAAUCAGCGAAUUCCGGCUGCUUAUUAUUCUCUAGCAUAUCAUUAUGCCAACGGAUCUGGUGUGAAGUUAGAUAAAUUAAAAACGUUCUACCUUUUUCGUAAGGCGAUGGAAAAUGGGCAUCUUCGUGCUUUGUUUUCUCUUGCGUAUACGCAUCUUUAUUCUAUUGGCACUUCACGCGACAUGCACAGAACCAUUUAUUGGUUGAAGAAAAGUAAGGAAGCAGGAGAUAAUAUAGCUUAUAAUUAUCUAACAGCGAUAUUUGAUUAA